AUGCGGCUGUCCACCCACUCCAACCCAUUCCCACCACACGAUUUGCUGCGUCCUCCUCCCUUCCCAGACCCCUUCCUCUCCCUCUCCCCUGAGGCCCUCCAAUCUCUCUUCCUCCACUCCUGGCUCCCAGGAACAGCAUCUGGUAACCCUGUAACACCUCGUGCGGUUACCACCGCAUCCUCCUUCGCACCUGCCCAUCCUGCUUCUGUUCCUCCCUCCCUUUCGCCCUUUCCUGUUGCUACGGCACCACUGGGUACCGAUCCCUCUCAGCAUCAGUCCUACUUUGCUCCACCAGUAGGCGCUCGUCAGCAGCUAGCAAUUUCUCCUGCCUUGUUGGCAGCAUGGAAUACAUCUGCCGUACGCCCACCUGGCGUUACAUCUGGCGUUUCAUCUGGACGGCCGGCGUCGGCGCCGCCAGUAGCGGGAGCAGGGCAGGAGCAGCAGCAGCAGCAGCAGCAGCAGCAGCAGCAGCAGCAGCAGCAGCAGCAGCAGCAGCAGCAGCAGCAGCAGCAGCAGCAGGAGCAACAGCAGCAGGAGCAGCAGCAGCAGGAGCAGCAGCAGCAGGAGCAGGAGCAGCAGGAGCAGGAGCAGGAGCAGGAGGAGCAGGAGCAGGAGCAGGAGCAGAAGGAGCGGCAGCGACUACAGCAGCAGCAACAGCAACAGAAGCAACAGCAACAGGAGGACGAGUUUCUUAGUCAGCUGUUGGCGUUGGCAGAGCAGCAAGCACAGGCAGACACAGGUGGAGCGUUGAGGCAACAGGGGCAGGAGCAGCAGGGGGAGAGCCGUCAAGCAGAAGCAUGUGUGGAGCCACAGCAGCAUGAUGCCCAGGGAACAGUAGGAGGUGUGGGAGGAGUGGGAGGAGUGGUACGAGGAGAGGGGACGUUGCAUGGUGUCAGUCCCUUGGAUUGGUCUCCUACAGCUUCUUACCUCCAUGGCUUGAGUACGCCUGCUGUGACUAUGCCUGCUGUGACUAUGCCUGCUCUGCCUAACCCUCAUUACAGUUCUUCAGUUGGUGGUGGCGUUACAUCUCAUGGUCCUUCAGGUACUGCCAUUACAUUUCCUAGAGUCUAUGGCCACAUGGAGUCGAUUCCACCUACCUCCAUCCCAUCAUGCCAGCAGCACUCCUCUUCCAUGCAGCCACCUUUUGUGUUCUCUCGACCCAGCAUGGCACAGCAGCAGCAGCAGCAGCAACUGUUGACCUCUCAGCAUGCUCCAGUCCAGCAGGAGGUUGGCACUCUGCCAGGGCGGAUGCUGGGGGAGGGUGCAGCAGUGAGUGAGGAGGAUGAGCUGGCACAGCUUGAACAGCUUCGCCAGUUGCUGCUCUUACAGGAGCAGCUUAUAAGGGAUCAACGGGGGGAAGAGGGGCUUCAGUUGAGGAGGCAGGGUGAAGGGAUGAAAGGUGCGGAGUGGUGUGGUGGCUUGAAUCAGCAGGUGGAGAGAGAGGAUGAAGGGGUUGCAGAGCAUGAGAGGCAGUGCCGCUCAGAGGAAUAG
Closterium sp. Naga37s-1 is the source of this 1491-nucleotide messenger RNA. The record is from the annotation of a GenBank genome assembly. Lineage: Eukaryota; Viridiplantae; Streptophyta; Zygnematophyceae; Desmidiales; Closteriaceae.